This is a messenger RNA of Arachis stenosperma, 1164 nucleotides long. Its product is annotated as agamous-like MADS-box protein TM6. Gene Ontology annotation, molecular function: DNA-binding transcription factor activity, RNA polymerase II-specific; RNA polymerase II cis-regulatory region sequence-specific DNA binding; protein dimerization activity. The record is from RefSeq and is a predicted model, not a curated record. Gene Ontology annotation, cellular component: nucleus. The transcript is spliced from 7 exons. Gene Ontology annotation, biological process: positive regulation of transcription by RNA polymerase II. Lineage: Eukaryota; Viridiplantae; Streptophyta; Magnoliopsida; Fabales; Fabaceae. The coding region runs from base 258 to 965 and encodes 235 amino acids.
GAGGGAUAUAAGGAGUUAGAGUCCAAGGUUACUUUAUGAAUGGCAGCAUGGAUUUCCGAAUAUGGAAAGGGUGUUCACUGCUGCUUUGUGGUGUGCGAGUUACUACUCUCUUGGCUUUAUUAUUCUCUCUUUCUCUCUCACACACCACACCUUCUAUUAAUAUUGGUAGGUGUUUGGAAAAGAGGGAAUAAUAAUAAGUGAACAAGAUCCAUAAAGGAGGAAAAAGCAAGGAAAAAAGAAAGAGAGGGAGAGAUCAGAUGGGUCGUGGAAAGAUUGAGAUAAAGCUCAUCGAGAACCCAACCAACAGGCAAGUUACAUACUCAAAGAGAAGGAAUGGUAUCUUCAAGAAAGCUCAUGAACUCAGUGUUCUCUGUGAUGCUAAGGUCUCACUCAUCAUGUUCUCCAAGAACAACAAGAUGCAUGAGUACAUCAGCCCUGGCCUUAGCACAAAGAAGAUCAUUGAUCAGUAUCAGAAAACUUUGGGAGAUAUCGAUCUCUGGCAUUCUCACUAUGAGAAAAUGCUUGAGAAUUUGAAGAAACUCAAAGAUAUUAACAAUAAGCUCAGAAGACAGAUCAGGAAUCGGAUAGGGGAGGGUAGCUUGGAUAUGGAUGAUAUGAGCUUUCAGCAACUGCGUACUCUUGAAGAGGAUAUGGUUUCUGCCAUUGCCAAAAUACGCGAACGAAAGUUCCAUGUGAUCAGAACUCGGACUGAAACCUGUAGGAAAAAGGUGAGAAGCUUGGAGCAGAUGAACGGAAAUCUCCUUCUUGAACUUAAGGAAAAGUGUGUGAUCCAUCCACAAUUUAUAUUACACGAUGAAGGAGAGCAGGAAUCAGCAGUUGCACUGGCCAAUGGAGCCUCCAACCUCUAUGCAUUCUGCCACCACCAUACUCAUCUCAAUCACCACCUUCAUAACCACCAUGCACCACCAGAACCCUUCAAAAACGAUGAUCUCCGCCUCGCUUAAUUAAUGUCCACCUCUCAUCUGUAAAUUAAUUACUAUUGCUUGCUCUUUAAGAUUUUGUAUUGUAUCAAUUAAUGAACCUAUUCACCACCUAAGGUUGCUACCUACCUCCCUCUAUAGUAUUUUGCAAGAGUGUGAUGUGUAAUUAAACGCUAUAUAUGCGUGCCUCUAAUGUAUUAUGUUAUAUUAUUAAUUGCUUUAA